AUGUCUAUAUUUUAUAUUCUAGUAUUCUAGUGUGUUACUAAACUUGAUUAUUCUCACAGACCAUGGGAUUUGCAUUCGUGAACAACUCAAGAAUCAAUGGGAUAACAUCACUCAACAGCAAAAUGGGACACUUCAACUUCUUCUCUGUCCAUCACUUCAACAUCACUGACGUCACUAUAACAGCUCCCGGCGACAGCCCAAACACUGAUGGGCUAAAGUUCGGGUUCUGUAGCAACAUUAACAUCUCCAAGACACACAUUGGUACAGGAGACGACUGUAUCGCCAUCCUUUCCGGAACCACCAAUAUGGAUAUCUCUGAUGUCAAUUGUGGUCCCGGACAUGGGAUUAGUGUCGGAAGCUUAGGGAAGAACAAAGAAGAGAAGGACGUUAAUGGCUUAACCGUAAGAGACAUAGUCUUUGACGGCACAAGCGAUGGUAUUCGGAUCAAGACUUGGGAAUCUUCAGCUUCGAAGAUUCUUGUUUCUAACUUUGUGUACGAGAAUAUUCAAAUGAUUAACGUUGGAAACCCUAUCAACAUCGACCAGAAGUAUUGUCCUCACCCACCUUGUGAAAAGAAGGUGAACUCUCUACGCAAGAUACAAACUUAGAUAAUUAUUUUCACUUUUUACAUCGAAAGAAAAAAUAAAUGUUGUAAUCCAUUAUUUUUUUUCAGGGAGAGUCACACGUUCAAAUCCAAGACCUUAAGUUAAAGAACAUAUAUGGAACAUCGACGAACAAAGUGGCGGUGAAUCUACAAUGUAGCAAGAGCUUUCCGUGCAAGAAGGUUCAGCUAAUUGACAUUAACCUAGAGCAUAAGGGAGUCGAGGGUGGUCCUUCCACUGCGGUAUGUGAGAAUGUUGACGGUUAUGCACGUGGCAAGAUGGUUCCUCAGCAUUGUCUGAACUGAUUAAACGAGCCAUGGGAACAAUGACCGUGUGUUGUACUAUUUUAUAUUUUCUUAAGUGUUUGUAUAAUUUAUAAUUUUUACUAGUAUUAUCCCCGUGCCAUGCACGGGCUAGUUUUGCAUGCAUUUAAACAAUUUUAUUUAAUAAAUAUUCAUAUUUUCUAGAGCUGAUAAACUGAAGAGCUAAAAUUAGUAGUUUCACAAUCAAACAUAACAAUUAAAAGCAAUUUUUAUCAUUUUUAUCGAAAAAGAACUGAACACCAACACAUCAAAAUAUGACAAAAAAUAUUGAAUGAUUCGUUUAGUUCUAUUUGUAACUGUGUUUUAAAUAAGUUUUCUUUAAAAUAAAAAUAUGUUUACUUUUAAUACUCUAAAAUUUAAAGUGAAACUAAAGUAAAAUAUGAAAACCAUUUUUUGGCACAAAUAUGAAAACCAUUAAACUUUUAUUGAAAGUAUAUUUAUACUAAUUUUUUUUUUAAAUCUAUCCGAUAGAGAGAUAAAUGCGCAAUUAUAAAUAAAUGAGCAUAUCUUGGGAUUUUAUUUUUGAACUUGCGUUUUGUUAUUCACUUCCACCCCUUUUUUGUGUAGUCAUCACAAACCUGGGAACUUCAAUGAUACAAUAUACAUAUAAUUAGUUAAUCUAACAUAGUAGACUCAUAAAUGGAUUUGUAAGCAUAUGUUAAUGCUAUAAAAACAUAUUUGUAAAAAUUGUCAAACCAAAACAAACGUAAGUACUCAAUUUAUAUAUAGCAGAUUCAGAUAAACUUACUGAUACCAAAUUGCUGACAAAGCUCUGAGUUUUUUGAAGAUUUACAGCAGUACGUAACCAUUUUCAACAUGAAUCCUGCAAAAAUAAUUUAAAAAAUUUGGAGAAUUUUAAUUUGAGAAGGAACGAACAUAAUCUGAAUAAAAGUUAGGUAUAAACUUUGUGGAUUUUUUUAGCUACACUCAAAACACACACAGAAAUAUGAAGAAGAAGAAGAAAAAGAAAAAAAAGGAGGAAAAGAAUAAACUAGUUGCUUGAAAAUUACAUAAGAGAUAGAAAUUGUUAGAACUCGUUACAUGAUGGAACUGGGAAGUUAUGGUUGCACAUUUUCUUUUUGAAUAAUAAACGUGUUGUUAGUGAUAUGAGAAAAUUUAGGGAGUUAGACAUUUACAGUUUCUGAAAAUUUGAUAACCGUAGAAAGAUAUUUUUUCAUUGAUAUUGUUCUUUUUGUUAAACAUAUGUACAUGUGUCAGAACUUGGUUGGUUAUUAGAUUUGUGUGUUUUCAAUAUAUAAAAGAUAAAAAUUGUUUAAUGGCAAAAAAAUUACGGGAUAAAAAUUCUGAUAAAAAUCAGGUAUCUAGGUAGUUGGAGAUUUUUGCAAAAAAUAGGAGACCGAAGAAAAGAAAGUUUCAUCAAUCGUUUUGUCUUUAUGGUUUUUUCUAUAAGUUUUGAGAAAA
Messenger RNA from Brassica napus (rape), 2347 nucleotides. RefSeq names its product exopolygalacturonase-like. Gene Ontology annotation, biological process: carbohydrate metabolic process. The transcript has a single exon. Gene Ontology annotation, molecular function: polygalacturonase activity. The coding region runs from base 63 to 608 and encodes 181 amino acids. Lineage: Eukaryota; Viridiplantae; Streptophyta; Magnoliopsida; Brassicales; Brassicaceae. The record is from RefSeq and is a predicted model, not a curated record.